Vicia villosa (hairy vetch) is the source of this 873-nucleotide messenger RNA. RefSeq names its product altered inheritance of mitochondria protein 3-like. The record is from RefSeq and is a predicted model, not a curated record. The coding region runs from base 1 to 873 and encodes 290 amino acids. The transcript has a single exon. Lineage: Eukaryota; Viridiplantae; Streptophyta; Magnoliopsida; Fabales; Fabaceae.
AUGGUCCUUUACGCCAAAGCAAAUGGCGACAAGGGGGCCUUUUCCCCAUUCCAAUUGGCGACAUGGCGCAGACGUGAUGGGAAGCAUGCAUGCCUAUAUAAACAGGAGGAGACAAAACCAUCAGCAGAGUACAUGUAUUGGUAUAGGUCGCUUCCAUUCAUAUAUGCAUCGUACAGACACUUUCUCACUGACCCGCGUUCAAUUCCAAAUUCAACAAACCAUCCAAGUGAGUCUCAACAACAACGACAACAACCUCAACCCAAACUAUUUCAACAACAACAUCAACCCCAACUAUUUCAACAACAACCUCAACACCAAACGUUCCAACAACAACCUCAACCCCAACCUUUCCAACAACAACAUCAACCCUUCCAACAACACCGUGUUAACCCCAAUUAUUCCCAACAACAUACUCUCAACCCUUACAUUGACCCACAAUACUCUUCCUACACCCAAUACACCCCAUCUCACUCUCAAACAAAUUAUAACUACCAAACCCAAUUCCAACAGACCUAUAUUCGUCCACCCAUGCAAUUCACACCUAUCCCGCAUCCAAACUUUGAUUCCCCUUACAUCCAACAAAACCCUUCAACCUCAUACACUGAACCACCCACCACUUCUUACAUCCCAACCGUGACCCACCAUGACCCGCCGCACACACAAUCCACCCCAAACUUAAACUUGGAUCUUAAUGUCAGUGAUUAUGUCAGUAAUUAUGAAAUGUUAAGUCAAAUUUGGUCUCCUCCUCCACCUCUAACACAAGAAAUACAAGACGACCCUGCUCCAACUGAAGAAGAACAACAAUAUGGUCGUGGUCAUCCUCGUGUGCGAAGAGCACCUGCCUGUGGUACCGAUGGUCAUUUGUUUCACUGA